CGCACCCUAAGCACUGACGCACGAUACGAAGGAUAUCGCUAGGUUUAGGCCAGAGCUGCGCUUGUUGAUCUCGAGUGCGACAAUGGAUGCCGCGAAGUUCAGCGAAUACUUUGAUGAUGCCCCUGUCUUUUACGUACCCGGUCGUCGGUAUCCCGUCGAUAUCCACUACACUCCGCAGCCGGAAGCGAAUUACCUGCACGCUGCCAUCACAACCGUAUUCCAAAUUCACACCACACAACCGCGCGGGGACAUCCUCGUGUUCUUCACAGGCCAAGACGAGAUUGAGGCUGCACAGGAGAACUUGACGGAGACCGCCCGUGCACUGGGGAACAAGAUCGCAGAACUGAUCGUCUGCCCGAUCUACGCGAACCUGCCGAGCGACAUGCAGGCCAAGAUCUUUGAGCCCACGCCCGAGGGCGCACGUAAAGUGGUGCUCGCGACGAACAUCGCGGAGACGUCGAUCACGAUCGAGGGCGUCGUGUUCGUCAUCGACCCGGGCUUCGUGAAGCAGAACUCGUACAACCCGCGCACGGGCAUGUCCUCCCUCGUUGUAGUCCCGUGUUCGCGUGCGUCGGCAAACCAGCGAGCGGGUCGUGCAGGGCGAGUCGGCCCUGGCAAGGCAUUCCGGCUGUAUACAAAGUGGGCGUUCGCGAACGAGCUGGAGGAGAAUACAGUGCCAGAGAUUCAGCGGACGAAUCUUGGGAUGGUGGUCCUGCUUUUGAAGUCGCUUGGUAUCAACGACUUGAUCGGGUUCGAGUUCAUGGAUCCGCCACCAGGAGAGACUCUCAUGCGUGCGCUGGAGCUACUCUACGCGCUUGGUGCGCUCAACGAUCGAGGAGAGUUGACGAAGCUCGGACGGCGGAUGGCUGAGUUCCCGGUGGACCCCAUGUUGUCGAAGGCCAUCUUGGCGAGCGAGGACUACCAUUGUACUGAUGAGGUGCUCACGAUUAUCUCCAUGUUGCAAGAGUCAUCAUCGCUCUUCUACCGGCCGAAGGACAAGAAACUGCAUGCGGAUCAGGCGCGACAGAAUUUCGUACGCGGGGGCGGCGACCAUUUCACGCUGCUGAACGUGUGGGAGCAGUGGGCUGAGACGAACUACUCGCAGCAGUUCUGCUAUGAGCAGUUCCUGCAAUUCAAAAGUCUCAGUCGUGCACGAGACAUCCGAGACCAGCUGGCAGGCUUGUGCGAACGUGUUGAGGUUGUCGUGGAGAGCAAUCCCAACACUAAUGACAUCACCCCGGUACAAAAGGCCAUCACGGCUGGCUACUUCUACAAUACAGCUCAGUUGCAGAAAAGUGGUGAUUCAUACCGGACGCUCAAGACGAACCAGACGGUGUAUAUUCAUCCCUCAUCGAGUCUUUUCCAUCAGACACCGCCCGUCAAGACCGUGCUGUACUACGAACUUGUCAUGACGUCCAAGUCAUACCUGAGACAAGUGAUGGAAAUCAAACCUCAAUGGUUACUGGAAGUUGCACCGCAUUACUACAAACCUGCCGACCUCGAACAGCUGGCAAUGGGCGACAAGAAGAUGCCGAAAACAAUUGGCAGCGCAGGAGAGAAGUCGCGAACGUAACUUGACAAUAUCGACUGUCCCAUAUCAUUGCUUCAUGGUCAUUGAUUUCCUUCACAUUCAUCCUUCUUGACAAUUGAAUGUACGGCGUCCCGGUUUGCGGCCGCGCUGUACGGCGAUGUGAUGCAUCCGCAACGAUGGUGAGAUCUUUGACGUGCUCACCGUGUUUCA
This is a messenger RNA of Fomitopsis serialis, 1741 nucleotides long. RefSeq names its product Asp-Glu-Ala-His box polypeptide 16, isoform CRA_f. Gene Ontology annotation, cellular component: intracellular anatomical structure; catalytic step 2 spliceosome. Bases 83 to 1573 code for a protein of 496 amino acids. NCBI's taxonomy places the organism in Eukaryota, Fungi, Basidiomycota, Agaricomycetes, Polyporales, Fomitopsidaceae. Gene Ontology annotation, molecular function: RNA binding. The transcript is spliced from 7 exons. The record is from RefSeq and is a predicted model, not a curated record.